This is a messenger RNA of Adelges cooleyi (spruce gall adelgid), 4924 nucleotides long. RefSeq lists its product as uncharacterized. The transcript is spliced from 19 exons. NCBI's taxonomy places the organism in Eukaryota, Metazoa, Arthropoda, Insecta, Hemiptera, Adelgidae. Bases 266 to 3400 code for a protein of 1044 amino acids. The record is from RefSeq and is a predicted model, not a curated record.
UUAUAGGUGUACUUAAUUGAAGUGAAAUUUCUUUCAAGUAUACAACCAAAGUGAACACAAUAUGAUAUUCGAACAAAUUCGUCUUAUUUAAAUAAAAUAAUGGACGAAGCAUUAACUUUAACAUGAAUUACCAUUCGAUGUGUUAUCCCUUUGUUUUAUUAUGAUAACCGCAGCCCCCAUGUUAUAAUCGACGGUCUUAUGAUAACCAAAUUACGAAAGAAGUCCCUUACAUUUUGUGCAUCACACUCUUACACGUAAUAGUGUGAUGGCACAAGAAGUCCGUAAUAAUGACGGUAUAUAUAUGAAACAGGACAUAUCUAACGUUGCAACUCAAAAUGUAUGUUUCGUAUGUGGGAAUUCGGGUCAUUCUGAACAGUAUUGGUUAAGGAUACGACCAUCAUCUACAGGACCUAUAGAUGGCACACCACACUUUCCAUUCCUGGAAAUGCAUGAGCCGCCACAAGGUUAUAAACUGUCAUUUGAUUCUAAGCAAGAAAACAUGGUGACAAGUUGUUACUUAUGUUAUUCACUUCUAAUCGGUCAGUGGGAUAGGUAUGAACAUGAUAAUGUACCAGCAAGACAACGAGUAUAUUGGCUGAAACGCUGUGAUAAUGGCCCAUUUACUGGUGCUGACCUUUCAACUCAAGGAGAAUAUGCAUGUCAACUAUUGGGUCUUAGUGUAGAUUUUACAAACAGCCAUAAGGAUACAGUAAUGUCAUCUGCAAUGUCACAAAUAACUGGAGAAGAUAGUAGAGGUACUAGAUUUCAACCGACUUCUGCUUCAACUUUAUCUGAUCACAUAACUCAACAAAACGGUUCAAAUACAAUCAAUAUGGGGGCACCUCAUUCUAAUCCAGGAAGUUACAGUAGCAGCAGUGGUACAGAUAUUUUGGAUCUUUCGAUGCCUGACAAAAACUCUUCAACUGAAGUGUGCUAUGUUUGUGGUGAGGAAUUUCGUCGAGGUUCCUUAUCACACGUGUCAGCUAAACCACCUGUAGUCAUCAAUCAAACUGACCAACCAUUUUUUCCUAGCCUUAUGUUACAUCCUAGACCUCCUCGUUCAAGACCAAUGGAUAGUACAGGUCGUGUACAGACAUGUUCUGCUUGUCAUGCUCACCUUUUAAAACAAUGGCAGGUAUACACAUCAAAAGGUAUUCCACACGGAGAAAGAAAUUAUAUUCUGCGCAAAAGAUUAAUUCCUUCUAUUGAUACGUCUACAUUUGUUUGCUUCACUUGUUCACUUGAAUAUCCUUCAGUAUCGAUGCGAAGUUUAUACUGUUACCCAAAUAACAGUCGUGAGCCCUACUAUCCAUCAUUAACAAAAAUAAAAACUCCACCCGGAGCUCUUCCGAUAUCUCCUCAAGGCACUGUUCAAGUAUGUGCUGUAUGUUUUAAAUCUGUUCCUCAAAAGCAUCAAGUUACUAUGUUGAUGGAUUUACCUGUUGUACCUUCUCCAUCUCCAUCACUUCAGUCAAUUAAGUCACCUGAUAUUCGUUUUCGCCCAUAUGAUAUCACUAAACCAAACAAAUCGCAAACAUCUUCACCGUCUGUAAUACAUCAAAAUAGUUUAAAUGCUGCUAUUGAUUUAACUGGCAAUGGAGGAGGAAGUGACCAUAUUAUGAGUGGUAAUAAUUUUCGGUGUUAUGUUUGUUAUGAAAUGCUACCUCGUUCUCAACUUAAAUGGUUGUGUACAAGUGCCGAAGGCAUGAAUUCACAUGCCAUGCAUUUUCCGUGUCUUAAACAAUUAUCAAGGUCGUCAGAAAACUAUUGUGUUGAAUCUCAAGGUAGAGUUUUAUCCUGUAAUAAGUGUGUUCAACAACUGACUACCCAAUGGAAUUCUAUGGAAACCAACAGGGUCCCUUUAGAACAUAGAAGGUAUAACGUUCCUAGUUUGAAUGUUAAUGGUUAUAACUCGCAGCAAACAUCUAAUCGAAAUGAUGUUUCAUCUAUUUAUUGUUUCUUAUGUGGCUAUCAUUCAGAUUUAACAUAUGCCAGAGUUCUAUAUAGUCAUCCACAAGGUAGAAAUGCUCCUUAUUUUCCUUAUCUUUUAAAACAUGAAACGACUGCAGGAUCAGAACAGUUGCGUGAAGAUGGGUCUGCACUAGUUUGUACAUUUUGUUACCAUGGUUAUGUCGCCCAAUGGCGAGAUUUUGAAGCGGCAGCAACUCCCGUUCCUCAACCUCAACGACUGUACAAUCAUAAAGAAUAUGUUUGCUAUGUUUGCACCCAACGAACAGGACGCCAUAGUAUUCGGUCUUUAGCGAUAAAUGAUUAUCCUUUCUUACGUUACCACCGUCAAUCUGAUCAAGCGUUAUUACUGGAAAAUGGAGAGUUUGCUGUGGUCUGUGUGGAAUGUUAUGAAACCAUUCAUAUACAAGCUCUUGAGUAUGAACGUUUUGGUAUGCCUUUAGAUAAGCAAAGUCUUCAAAAUUCUUAUGCUAAUAGCAUCAGGCAAGACGAUUAUACUGAUCAACCAAUUCCACAAAAUAUGACAAUUGAUAAAAUACAGGGUAAUCAAACAAAUAAAAUUACGCGGAAAAAUAUCAAGCAGACUCUGGAUAAUUCUAAGCGACCUAUACAAAGCUCCAACAAUUACAACUCCAAAGUAGAUACAGGUUUAAACAAACUUCAAUCUUCUAGUUCAAUUUUGAAAAAUCCAUUAAAUCCAAAUUGUGUAGGUCAAGCUCUUCCACCAUCAUCUGGUGGUCGGUCAUUUGCUGCUGCACUAAGAAAUCUUGCAAAACAAGCAGGUCCAUCUUCCAUACAAUCGAAUGAUAAAGAAGGAACUGAAGUCCUGGAAAGACAGCAACAAGGAUAUUUAAAAAGUGGCAGAAUUCCUCUAUCUUAUCCUAAUAAGUCAACACCAAAUGAUGAAUCAAAAUCGGGUGCGGUAAAUCUAGAAUCUCGCAGUGGCUUCCAGCCUUAUAAGCCGGAUGAACAAAGAUCGUUGAUGUCUACAGCGGUUUCUGCCCCUUCUCAUUUUAUGGUUGACCCUGCUUCAUAUUCACCUUACCAUCCAGCAAACCUCUAUUCACCUCACCUUCAACACGCCUUUAGAAUUGAAGAACAAAUAUACCUCGAAAGAUGUGGAGUCCCUAUAUUUUCACCUUCACCAUAUCACCAUCAGAAUAGUACACAUUCACCAGCUCUUUAUGGACUGAAUCAUUUACAAUCGCCGUUAAUGAUGUCUCCUAGUAUAGCAGACAGAAUGAAAAUGGAAGAGGAUAGACAGCAAAAAGAAGAACGAGAGAGGGAAAAGAGAGAAAGAGGAAAGCACCAACGCAUUAAAAACACACAGCCAUCAACUGCUACAGAUCUUUCAGAUAGGAAGGCGUCAUUAAAACCCUCAACACCACAGACGACUAAAGCUCUAUUUACAUGUCCAAUUGAUAACACUUAAUCAUUUAAUUUUAUACAUAUACCUAUAUAAGUUACCAAAUUUCAAUACCUAACCACAUAAGACCGUUCAUUACUUCCGAAAUAUAUACCAACUGUAUAUAUUUGAAUGUGUUUACAAAAUCAUGCCUGUUACUAGUACUCCGACCAAUACUCUUCACACGUAAUAUAUUUAGUUUUGUGCCAUUCUUAUUAUUCAAUAUCAACCAAUAUCACAUUCAUUGGAUACUUUAUUUGAGUAUAACAGUAAAUAAGAAACAAAAUUAUGCUGUAUAUUAGUUUCAAAAUAUAUCAGGGGUAUUUAAUUUUGGGUGAAUAUAGUCAGACAAAAUAAUAACUUAAGUAUUCUAUUAAUACUUCUUUUGUUUUCAUUUUUCUUUUUUUGAAAGUCUGUACUAAAGAAAAUGCUAAUAAAUAGUAUUGUCGUUUUAUAUUCUAAUUGUUUACCUAAUAAAAAAUAGUAAAAUUAACAAUUUCAGAUUUCCGAUGGAAACGGGGGCUAUUUAAUUUUUAAACUGUACCAGCAAAAUCUAUGAGAAAAUUAGGCAACCUAAACAAUUUUAUGUUUAUUUACCAAUAUUAAAUAGUUACAAUCGUAUGAAAAUGAUUUUAGUUUACAGAAAAAAUAAUUUUUCUUAGCAAAAUAUGACCUGUUCAUUUCAAUCAAAUAAUUUGUUGCUUAAAAACAAAAAUUUUUGAUUGUAUUUAUUUAAAACAGAUGACCGAUAAGUAUAAAUCUGACUCUAUUUGUACACAUUUUUUCUUUUAUCUUAAUCUAUAACUCAGCCAAGUUAACUUUUGUUACACAUUAAACUUACAUUUAAGUUUUUUGGACCAUAUUGUAAUAUGAGGAGCAAUUAGUUACAAUAUGUACUGGCUAACUAAAGUAAUUAUUAUUUAUAAACGUGAAUUAUAAUAAGAUGGCCUUUAAGUAAGAUCUUCGAUAUUGUUUAUGUGAUAUUUUAACUACAAAUAUUAAGUUGUUAGCUAUUUAAACGUGUACGCUCUAUGAUAAAAGAGCUAACACUUAGAUACCAUCUAAUAUUACCUAUCCCUAUAUUAUACAUUUUAUGUAUUAUACUAAAUUAUAGACUAACAAAUAUUGGAAAUGACCAAUAAUAUCCUGUGAUCACUGUAGUUUGGUUAACUAACGCUUUAGUUCCCUAUACAUAUAUGUUUCAUGCCUUUUUAUUUUAAAAACUACCAUAAUUAAUGUUAUAUAUAUAUGUGUAUGUAUAUAUAUAUAGUUCCUACCCUCACAACCAAAUUUUAACUAUAUUUUAAUAUUAAUCAAUAGGUAUACUUAAAUCGACGUGUCCUCUUUCAGUAUUAUAAUAUGUAUGUACAUUUUUUUUUUUUUUUUUUUAUUCAUAACUUAUUCAUGAACAAAUUUUUAUUUUAAAAUGAUUUUGUUACCUUAUGACUGAACGCGAAGGCACAUUAAUAAAUAUAUUAAUUAUAUAUGAUAUCCGCACUCACUCCUACUAGAAUAUAAUACUUUUAUUAAUUUUAGAUAUAAAUAACUUAA